AGAGGGACAGAGGGACAGAGCCCCCAGAAAUGCUGUUCCCGGGAGGCAGGCCCUGGGCCCUGCCCUCCCUCUGCUUCUGCAUUCUGGUCCUGGCCUGUCUUGUGGCAUGCCAGCAAGCUGUGUUGGAGGAAACCCCCACCCCCUCGCCGGAGCCGAAGGCCAGUCAUGCCUGGAGCCUGGUUCCGGGCAAGAUGAAGGAGUGGGUGCAGCCGCUGGUGACCAGGACCAGAGAGAGGUGGGAGUGGUUCUGGGGCCCCGGGGCCUUCCAGGGCUUUGUGCAGACCUACUAUGAUGAUCAUUUGAGAGACCUGGGCUCCCGCACCAAGGCCUGGAUCCACAGCUCCAAGGACAGCCUCCUGAACAAGGCCCAUAACCUGUGUCCCCAGCUUUUCUGCGGAAGCAGGGACUAGGUUUCAAGGGUUCACAGGCUUUGCAAUAAAGUUCUCCUCCGUG
Messenger RNA from Phacochoerus africanus (Common warthog), 453 nucleotides. RefSeq names its product apolipoprotein C4 (gene APOC4). The transcript has 3 exons. Bases 30 to 410 code for a protein of 126 amino acids. Gene Ontology annotation, cellular component: high-density lipoprotein particle; very-low-density lipoprotein particle. Gene Ontology annotation, biological process: positive regulation of triglyceride storage; triglyceride homeostasis. Lineage: Eukaryota; Metazoa; Chordata; Mammalia; Artiodactyla; Suidae. The record is from RefSeq and is a predicted model, not a curated record.